GUCGUCCACGAGAACGAACCUCCUUAAGCUCCGCAAAGCACGCACAAUGUCCACCAUGAUAGACCCUGCAACCAAGAUCAAGGAACUCACUGUCCCUUGCCAGAACGACACAGGCAAGCCGUCGACGUUCGUCCUUACGGACACGUCGUUGUAUGUGAACAGACCGGACGAUACAACAUGGCCCGAAAUCCUCGUUUCCCUGCGUUACGUCCUGUGGGCAGAGACAAAGGACGGUAGUCUUGAGGUUUGCUUGCUUACGCAGAAGAAGCCUGUGGGCUGUUUGAGACUCGUGCACAUUUCCGGGAGGGUGCCCCCUGCUCAGCAGCAAGAUGCUGAUGCCUUUGCUCAGGCUGUACUGGAGGCUGCGUACCAAGGCGUCAAGAAGCACAGGCAUGUCUUAAUCCUUGUGAACCCAAUAGCCGGUCCGGGCAAGUCUCGAACGCACCUCAACAAGAAGAUCCUGCCUAUUCUGACAGCUGCCCGCUGCACGAGCGACGUCACCGUUACCGCCUACUACAAACAUGCCUGGGAAAUUGCUCGUGACCUGCCUCUGAGCAGGUACGAUGCCAUUGCAGCCGUCUCAGGAGAUGGAAUUAUCCACGAGCUCAUGAACGGUUUCGCUGAACACAAGAACCCGACCAAGGCUUUCCAGACACCACUCGUUCCUAUUCCAGCUGGCUCAGCUAACGCGCUUUCGUUGAACCUUCUUGGGUUGGAGGAGGGGUUUGACAUCUCUGCCGCCACUCUCAACGUGGUUAAAGGACGUCCAAUGAACGUCGACAUCUGUUCCGUAACCCAAAAGGAUCGAAGGGCUUUCUCCUUUAUGAGUCAAGCCAUCGGUCUGAUGGCUGAACUCGAUCUGGGUACUGAGUAUCUACGUUUCAUGGGCGACAGUCGUUUCAUUUAUGGUUACCUCCGCGGGCUCGUCCUCCAUCGCGCCUGCCCCGUCAAGGUCAGCAUCAAGGUCGCUCAGUCGGACAAGGAUCAAAUGGUCGAGGACUUACGCGCAGGCGAGGCAGCGGCCGCGCGUCACCUGCAGUCUGCCUCAGACGCUCCUGCGGUCGGUAUCAAUGGUAAUGGAGGGGACGCUGUGGUGAACGGAGAUUCGCCCACAACACAGGCCGAUACAGACCUGCCCCCGCUUAAGUAUUCGUUUGGCGAGCAAAGUGGCGACGGCUGGAUCGUCUUUGAGAAGCCAGUCCUGUACCUGUUCGGCGGGAAGGGUCCGCUGGUCGCUCGCGAUUUGAUGCAGUUUCCUAUGUCGCUGCCGGACGAUGGAUACGUCGACUUGGUCAUCCAGGAGAAGCUGAGCCGGAAAGUCAUGCUGCAAGCCAUGGAUGGCGCGGAACGCGGCAAAACGUACUGGAUGGACACACAACACUACUUCAAGGCCGAGGCUUACCGUGUCGAGCCGCUCCAGAACACUAGCUGCCUGUCAGUCGACGGUGAAGAAUACCCUUUCGAACCUUUCCAGGUCGAGUGUCACAAGGGCUUGGCGACCUUACUCAGCCCAUACGGCGUGUACAACGUCAAAUUCGACGUCCCAAAGACCACAUAAUUUUUUCCUCCUCGCUUUUCUUUCCAUGGAGCGGGCUUUGCUGUAUUUCCGCGGGACACUUAGUACUCUACAUACCUUGACCCUGUGAUGUGUGUGGAUUUAAUCAUCAUAUACCCUGCC
Molecule: messenger RNA, 1678 nt
Organism: Phanerochaete carnosa HHB-10118-sp
Lineage: Eukaryota; Fungi; Basidiomycota; Agaricomycetes; Polyporales; Phanerochaetaceae
Exons: 9
Coding region: 47-1558 (503 amino acids)
Biological process (GO): sphingosine biosynthetic process
Cellular component (GO): cytoplasm; intracellular membrane-bounded organelle; membrane
Source: RefSeq, a predicted model, not a curated record